AUGCUGAGCCCAAUGAAUCAAGGUCUUACAUAGCAUACGUGCGCGCAAAGUAUUGACAUUACAUGAGCGAUACAGCGACGGAAUAUAAGAGGGACCGACAGAGUGAUAUGGCUGGCUCUAUGUAUUGGGCAGCAAGACGGUUAGUCAUCAACAACGGCAACAGUUGACCAGCUUGGAUUUGCAGUGACAACCAGAUCAUUAUUGCUGCUACCUCCACUGCCACUACAUUGACAUCCUAACUGAUGAGGACGUCUGCAACGGCCAACGUUAUUAUAUACUGCCACGCUUCGUUCUGUAAAAAGCUAUCCUGACGGAUUCAGGGCGUCCUCUAUAUUUGCGCGCAGUACUCCGUCGCAACGGUUCGACGGGCAUUGCAGAACUGCCAACUCUAACGUGCAAACAGUAUGAUCUGUCGUUCGGCGACUGGAAAUAUUCGAUCCACAGAGUGACGUGUUUAAUAAAGCAUACGAAGUAUAUUUCAUCUCGAUCAUCUAGUUCUUGCCAUAACUUCGGUUGGAUAAAGGACGGCUGCUGUCAAAAGAACCUAUGAACCCUUUGGGUCCGAUGUCCGCAUUUCGAUAAAAUCAUCAUCGCCUGCAGUGCAUACAUAGCAGGCAGAAGGGGUUCGAUGUUCAUACCAUCUGAUGUGGACUGAUCUAUGAUUCUCAUUGGAUAUACCUGCCUAUAGGCGAAUACAGAUAGCAGGUAGCUCGACCCACUCACAAAAACCUUCUCUCUGUCAAGUUCAAAUUGCGUCACCCAUAUUGUUUCGUUCAUUGCCAAGCAUCAGAUUACGUGGCUGUCCUCUAGAUGGCGUCGGUGCAAGUCUAAAUUGGCGUUUCACUCGACGAAAAGGUCGCCGACAGCUCGCAAAUUCUGCCAGCAGAUUCUGCGCGACCGAGGCGCUGAAGGCUGUUUAAUUUCAAGCAGCUUCAUCAUUUUAUAGUUCUUACAAUAGGUCGUUUGGCUAGCAUCUGAUGCAACGUUCCGUUGGAUAUUUCGAGAAGCAGCUCCCAUCUCUUAGAACCUAUCUUUCCAACUUCACUAAAAAAAAGACCAACAUACCUUUAUAAUUUAAUUCUAAGAAGCUCUUAUCUACAUCAGUACCGUGUACCGACAUGAUCGUGUUCACUACAAUAGCUAGUGUUUGGCUAUUUGCACCCCCGGUAACAGGAGUUGCAGCCCACGUAGCUGACUCUAACGUAAACUCUAUUAAUGCAAAGGUUGGGACAACAAAAGAUCCGCAUCUUGAACGGCCUAAGCACGACGAUAUUCGAAGGCUGAUUGCUCUCUACAACGAGGAUAGGCGUCCUGUUUGCCCUUGUGGUUUGAUUGGACACAGCCGUACAAGGCGAGUCAUUGGGGGCACCCUCGCUGACAUUGAAGCAUAUCCAUACGCUGUAAGCAUACGCAAAUUUUUGAGCAAUGGACAGCCGUAUCCCUACUGCGGUGGAACUGUCAUCACGGAAAGACAUGUCGUUACAGCUUCACACUGCCUUCUCAACAAACAGAGCCAGGAUGUAACGAUAGAGGUGGGCCGAACAAAUAUAACUGGACCCGAGAAGCCAAGCGACCCACUUAUUAGGCGAGUCGUUCGAAUUGAGCGACAUGAACAUUAUGAUCAACCUUCAUACAAUAAUGACAUCGCCGUACUUACUCUGGAUGCACCGUUGCUUUUUGGAAGGACAUCGCGGCCAGCUUGCCUUCCACCAUAUGGUAGCGAUGUGCAAGACGGCACCUCUGGAGAAGUCGUCGGCUGGGGAAGAAUUGCUUUUAAGGGUAAAAAGUCUGAUACUCUUCAAAAUGUUACCCUGCCAGUGGUAAAUCGAACUGAAUGCCAACGACCUCUAAGGCACCGCAUAUCGACGAAUAUGCUCUGUGCGGGGGGUCUAGAGGAACGAGAUGCCUGUGUUGGUGAUUCGGGUGGUCCCUUCAUAGUGAAAUAUCAGUCGGCGCCUCUUCUAGUGGGAGUGGUGUCGUUCGGUAAAAAAUGCGGCCUGGCUAACGUGUACGGUGUGUACACCCGAGUAGGACUUUAUACACGAUUCAUCUACGAACAAACAAAGGAAGCCUCUUGCAAACCCGGCAUUCUAUCUAUGCGUGAUUAUCGAGCUGUUGGUAAUGAAGCAACAUGGAUUUCCAAUAAAGUUAAUCAAUGGAACCAUUCAUGAAACCCAGUGAUAGGACAUCAACGUCUAGGGAGCAAACCGACACAAAUUAUUAAUGGAUUUUCAAAUACAAAAUAGAAACGAGCAAUACAGAAAUUGAUACAUCAAAUUGGAGAGCAGCUUCGGUAACGAAUAUCAUUUGUCGAGCUAUAAUAUACGUACCGGAUUUCCACGGUGUACGAUAGGAGUGAAAGUUUAGUACUUAUAGGCAAAAUUUGUUUCGCAAAUUUGUAAAACACUGUGGGAAGCUAUUGCUAUCGUACAAAUAUAUUCCUAUAAUGAAAGCUAAUGUGUAUAUUUAUACACGUACUCAUAUAUUAUGGGACCAUAUAAGGAACAGCUCCAGCUGUUUGGACUUUAGGAACAGAGCCUGCAAUGAUAUGUGAUAAAAUAUCGACAUUGUUGUUUAUAGUAAUUAUUAUUAUUAUAUACAUUAAUAUUAUUAUAUUUACCUUGUUAAUAUAGUGCCAGGACAAGUCUGCGUGAAUAAUAUAAGGUAGAAUACAAUAAACUACAAACCACAGCGAAACCGAAAAUAAAUUGAAAGUUCUGGACUACAA
Varroa destructor (honeybee mite) is the source of this 2728-nucleotide messenger RNA. RefSeq names its product trypsin 3A1-like. Gene Ontology annotation, molecular function: serine-type endopeptidase activity. Gene Ontology annotation, biological process: proteolysis. Lineage: Eukaryota; Metazoa; Arthropoda; Arachnida; Mesostigmata; Varroidae. The record is from RefSeq and is a predicted model, not a curated record.